AUGUCAUCGCCAUUCUUCACAGUUGGUUCAAAAAUCUUCAGCAAACUUUGGGGAAACAUCUACCUUGCUGAAAUCCGAAAAGUCAACAAUGACAAUCCAAAUGAUCCCAUCUACACAAUCCACUAUUUAACAUGGGAUGAAGAACUUGAUGAAACAGUGAAGCACAGUGAAAGUGAUCGAAAAAUAAUUGCGUCAAGAUUAGAUGUGAUACGUGAAGCACAUCAAUUAGUCAUGCAAUGUUGUAUAACAAAAGAUAGCCGGCCUGAGCAGAAAGCAAUGUGGUCAGCGAUUAAUAUGAGACCUAUUCCGAAAGAAGUUUUUUUACUCGCUUUGAGACAGAAUGUUGAAAAGAUCAGGUGAACAUAUGGAUGGAUGAAAAAAAAAAUGCUAUUCAGGCCUGUGCCGGAAAACGGAAAGUCGAAAAAAUUUCCGGAUUUUUUGAACCGGAAAAUUUCUCAAAGUCUGAAAUUUCAAUUUCCAGCCUUAAGUUGACACUAAAACUCAUUUUUAUCUACAAUUCUUCUUUUCACAGGUAAUUUAGUAACUAUUUGAGACGAUUUACGUUCAAAAAAUAGUAAAUUUUGAAAAAAAUUUCAAAAAUGUCAUUUUUUCUAUCAUAACUCAGAGAAAUGGGCUGGAGAACCGGCGGAGAAAACGACCUGUCGGCGAACUUUCGGAUAACCGGCGGACAACAGUUUCGACGAAAUAGUGUUGGUCAGACAUUCCGGCGGUUGUCCGAAAGUUCUCCGACAGGUCGUUUUCUCCGCCGGUUCUCCAGCCCAUUUCUCUGAGUAAACUGAGAAAAUUUCCCAAAAAAAUUGAUUUUUCCUUGAAAAAAAUUGGAAAAUCCGGAAAUUCGGAAAAUUCAGAAAAUUUCCGACACAGGCCUGAUGCUAAUCAAUAUUUUUGUCCAUUUUAUUUGAUUUUUGAUUUUCAAUGAACUUUUUGAUACAAAUUUCAGAUCUACUAAUUUCAGAUUAGAAAAAAAUUGUCAGAUUUGGGUUUAUUUCAGACUGGAGUGUUUUGCUGAAAAUUUUUGCAGUAAUUUUCCAAGAGAAAAUCUUUUUUUUUGGAUUCUGAUUUAUGUACACUUUCUCAAAAAAAAAUCCAAAAACUUUUUUGCUCAUUAAAGGAACCUACAGUAAUUUUCAUCAGGUCUCGCAACGAAAUUUGAGUGGGAACAAGUUAAUCAAUCGCAUUGUUAGUUGAAUUCAAAAUAUAAGGUUGUUAUUUUCUUUAAGCCAAAAUCUACAAAUGCGACAAGUUGAAAUUGAAAUUCUUUUUAUUCCAACGUUUCGACGUAUAACGUCAUCAUCAGGGAUAAUACUGAAAAAAUAAAAUGGGUUAUUUACAAUAUAUAAGUUACAAAUUUUUUGAAAUAAACUUAAAAAACCAAAAAAAUCUCGAAAAAACCAACAAAAAAUAAAAUAAACCUGCUAAAGUGCGGAUAGGCGGAAUGUUGUUAGUACUUUAGGAGAAUUUUGAUUUAUUUUUUAUUGUGAAAUUGAAAUUGAAAUGAAUUUAGAUGAGAAUUUGUGUUUUUUAGAUGUUAGUUGGAAAGAAUUUGGUAUUUGGAUUGUUCCAAGCCUUGUGAUCAUAUCCGAGAGUUCCUCUUUAUUGUUUAAUGAAGGAUUGUGAUGUUUUAUCAAAACCCCUUCUCUGAUCUUCCGAAUAUUAGUAUUGCGUUCGACUUCCAGAAUAUCAACAUCAAUCACCAAAGCCUCUCCACCAUGUUUUUCCUUAGAAUGUUUUGCCCAAACACUCGAACUAUAAGACUUAGUCAUAGGUUUAUUGCAGGCACGUCUGUGUUCCGCAAACCUAGACUCAAAAGGUCGGCCUGUUUCUCCAAUAUAAAAUUCCCCGCAGUCACAUGUGAUUUUAUAAAUUACCUAUAAGUCAUUGUGAUGAAAAAACAAUUGAAAAAACGCAACAGGUUUUAAUUGCACAUAGGGAUGCUAUUAAAAACCAAAGCCAACCAAUAGCUGCAAUCAUAUCGCCUGCAAAUUAUAUUCAUGAGCUAUUGAGAAAAGAAGUUCAAGAACUAUUCGGUGGGUUAAUUUCAGAUCAAGAUCUUUUAUAAAAGAUCCCUCAAAUUCUCUAAAUCAUCAUUCUUAAACCUUUGAUCACACAAGGUCAAAAGGAUGGUCACAAGGAAGAUCGAUUGCAAAAUAUUGUGUAGUUAUGUUGACAAAAAAUACCACCGUUUGAUAAAAAGUCAGGUUUUUUACAAUGAGAAAUAAUCUCAAGGACAUCUCAAACAAUAAAUAAAAUACAAAUUUAUAGGUGAAAAAAAUUUAAUUUACUGAUUGUGAAACAUCUUUUGAUCCCAGAAAAAGUUCCGAAAGGUUCAUUUUGUAAUAAAAAACACAAAAAAUCAUAUUUUUCCUCUGCAUAAAAACAUCAGGGCUGAUUCACGAACGAUAAAAAUGUUUUUUUUAACAUCAAAAGAUAAAUUCACGAAAAGUCGAAAAAUGUCGAAAAAACAUUGUAGGUCAAAAAUUAGUUUUUUCGAGUUUUUCAUCCAAAAAUGAUGACAAAUCGAUUUUUUCAAGCUUCUGGAGUAAUUUCUGAAUGAAAUUGACCUUGGAAUUCACUUUCCAGAAGGUUUUGCUGAUUCUUCGUAAAAUAAAAAAUUUGAAUUUCGAAAAAAAUCAUAAAAUAAAGCAAAAUAGGGUUCUCGAAGUUUAUUUUCAUCAGAAAUUACUCCAGAAGCUUGAAAAAUAUUGAUUUGUCAUUAUUUUUGGCUGAAAAACUCGAAAAACUAAUUUUGAUCUACAAUGUUUUUUCGACAUUUUUUCACUUUUCGUGAAUUGAUCGUUCAAUGUUAAAAAAAAAAACAUUUUUAACAUUCUUUACGUCAGCCCUUUUUUUCCUCUGCAGAAAAACAUCGAGAAACAAGAGACAAAGUGAAAUUGAGAGAGUGCAGACAGCAACAUUUUUUUUAUUUGUGUGUGUUUCUCUCGUAGAAGGACACCCUUUCUAAUUACUUAACCGUAUAAUUACAGAUUUUUUUUGCAGCUGAUCAAGCACGUAUUCAAUCAAAUUCUACUUCUUCUGAUAUCCAGAAUAAAUAA
This is a messenger RNA of Caenorhabditis angaria, 3074 nucleotides long. NCBI's taxonomy places the organism in Eukaryota, Metazoa, Nematoda, Chromadorea, Rhabditida, Rhabditidae. The record is from the annotation of a GenBank genome assembly.